CCCGACUGAGUUUUCUGGGUUGGGUCCGCCUUUGGAACAGGUCAGAAUGCCAGAUCCAUCUCAAUCACAUGGUCUGAUAGUCACUACUCCGGAACAGAAGCAGGAACAGGUAGAGAGUGUCCCACUUGGUGUCAUAGUCGACAGCUAAGCCUUGGGAGUGUCGGAGGUGCAUUCGACGGUUGGACCACACUGCAGCCUGUCUUGAGCAUACUAUAAAUUGGUCUGUAUAACCCCCCUGUCGUUUGCUUGAAGAAGAUUGUCUCCAAGCAGAAAAAGACAACCAUCCAGCGGUCGUCAUGCCAUCAGCCCCCUUCUGGACCAGUCUGUUGGCCCUCACGGCCGCUGCCACGGCGAGCCCGAACAGCCUUAACUCCAGCAACUCCACCAGCUGCCGCUGUUUCCCUGGAGAUACUUGCUGGCCCUCCGCCAGUGAAUGGGCCAAGUUGAACCAGACGGUGGACGGCCGUCUUAUCAAGACAAUCCCCCUCGGCAAGCCCUGCCAUGCGCCAUAUUAUGAUGCCGCAGUCUGUGACGUCCUCAAGGAGGGAUGGACAGAGCCGGAGCUUCAUUACAAAUCCAGCAGCUCUAUCAUGGCCCCAUGGUACACCAACGGCACCUGCGACCCCUUCCAUCCGGUCGCCAAGCCCUGCACAAUGGGUAACUACAUCAAUUACGCCGUGAACGUUUCCACCCCGGCCCAUAUCUCGGCCACGUUGAAGUUCGCCCACGAGCACAGCAUCCGUCUGGUGAUCCGCAACACCGGCCACGACUACAAUGGCAAGUCCACGGGUGCCGGUGGUCUGGGGGUGUGGAUGCACAACCUUAAGUCGCGGACGCUGGUGGACAACUACACUUCAACUCACUACACCGGACCAGCGGUGCGGCUGGCCGCUGGUGUCCAGGGCUUCGAGGCCUACGAAUUCGCGGAUAAUAACGGUUACCGGGUAGUGGGUGGCGAGUGUUCGUCUGUAGGCAUCACGGGCGGCUAUUCGCAGGGUGGCGGCCACUCCGCGCUGUCAUCGAAGUAUGGCAUGGCGGCUGACCAGGUGCUGGCCUGGGAGGUUGUCACGGGCGCCGGCGAGCUGGUGACUGCCACUCGCGACAACGAGUACAAGGACCUGUACUGGGCCCUGAGCGGCGGCGGUGGUGGCACGUACGGCGUUGUAGUGGCCAUGACUUCCAAGCUGCACGCCGACACCCCGACCUCGGGCCUCAACCUGACCUUUACCAACAACGGAAUCUCCCAGGACACUUUCUUCGAGGCUGUGACCCUCUACCACACCCUCCUGCCCAGCAUCGUCGACGCCGGCGUGAUGAGCAUCUGGUACUUCACCAACACAACCUUCUACAUCUCCCCCCUGACCGGGCCAGGUGUCCCUGUUGAUACCCUGCGCUCCCUGGUCCAGCCCUUCGAGGCCGGUCUGACCAAGCUGGGCAUUCAGUACACUCUCACUGCUAAGGAGUUCGACACCUACAUGGAACAAUUCAACACGAUGGAGGCCGAGAUCGCCGUGGGCAAGGCCCAGUACGGCGGAUGGCUGAUCCCGCGCGACGUCGUCGUCCAGAACACGACCGCACUGACGGCGGCCUACCGCGCCAUCGUCGAGGACGGCGCGACCUUCAUCGGUGUUGGAUUAAACGUCAACCGCUCCGUUGCCGGCGACGUCGACAACGCCGUUCUCCCUGCCUGGCGCGAGGCCCUGAUCGACACCACCCUGACCACCCCCUGGGAGUGGGACGCCCGCGCCGCCAUGAUGGAGGAGCAGGACAAGAUGACCAAGGACUACAUCCCCCGGCUGCAAGCCCUGGCGCCUAACUCUGGCGCCUACAUGAACGAGGGCAACUUCCAACAGCCUGACUGGCAGAAGGCCUUCUACGGCGUCAACUACGACCGUCUGCUGCAGAUCAAGAACAAGUACGAUCCCUAUGGAUUGUUCUAUGCGCGCACCGCCGUUGGCGCCGAUGCGUGGACCGAGUUGGCCGAUGGUCGCUUGUGCCGUGCUUAGUGGGUUGUAGACAGAGAUUGAUAUAUAUAAUCCUAGAG
This is a messenger RNA of Aspergillus saccharolyticus JOP 1030-1, 2044 nucleotides long. RefSeq names its product FAD-dependent oxidoreductase. NCBI's taxonomy places the organism in Eukaryota, Fungi, Ascomycota, Eurotiomycetes, Eurotiales, Aspergillaceae. The record is from RefSeq and is a predicted model, not a curated record. The transcript is spliced from 2 exons. The coding region runs from base 297 to 2006 and encodes 569 amino acids. Gene Ontology annotation, molecular function: oxidoreductase activity; FAD binding.